Molecule: messenger RNA, 4160 nt
Organism: Guyanagaster necrorhizus
Lineage: Eukaryota; Fungi; Basidiomycota; Agaricomycetes; Agaricales; Physalacriaceae
Product: P-loop containing nucleoside triphosphate hydrolase protein
Exons: 19
Coding region: 41-4030 (1329 amino acids)
Cellular component (GO): intracellular anatomical structure
Molecular function (GO): RNA binding; helicase activity; ATP binding
Source: RefSeq, a predicted model, not a curated record
UUUCGCCUACCACCAUCUUUCCUUGCAUUCUCACAUUCUUAUGGCUCCCCGUAAAGGGAUCGUAAAGUCAGGAAAUGCGGGAAACUCUUCUAAACCCUCAGAUAAACCAAGCGACUCGACAGACCGAGAGAAGUCUCUGUUUCCUCCAGGGUCGAAGUAUCCUUUGAGUUUGCUACACGAAAGGUGCCAAAAGAAUGGAUGGGAGAAGCCUAUUGUCGAAACGCGUCAGACAGGCGCCGACUGGGCAUUUACUGUCAUCUUGAAUCGAAUAAACAAGAAGAGCUCCGAGAAAGAGUCUGUUCGCCUAACUCCACAUCCCCCGUACGUGAUGCCAAGCGCCCUGGAAGCUCGACAUUGGGGUGCCACAUAUGCCUUGUACCGUUUUUGCAAUGAUAUUCAGCUCAACAGGGUAUUGCCCGUAGGACCACGGUCGUAUUGGACUCAACUUGCGGCAGAGCAUAAAAACGCACCAGAACAUCUUAAAUGGAUGUAUGAUGCUGAUCCGUUUACCGCUCGUAAAAUGGUAGAUUGGCGACAAGCAAAGGCAGCAGAAAAACGCGCUGAACCUGAAGCUAAAUCAGACUCGCACAAAUCUGAGGCGUCUUCUGGUUUCCAAAACUGGCCUGAAGUCAAGAUGUCUAAUGAGCUACGCGAUCAGGUUGAGGAUGCUGUCAAGCAGGGUUGGGCCUCACUCCCUAAAAGUGCUCACGCUGCAGUUCCCAAGGACAUACCGGAAGAAGAAAUGAAGACGACAAGUCAGAAGUUACAACAUUUGGGUUUCACGCCUAUCCAAGCCGGGAAGGCGGUUGAUUUUGUCUCAGAGCCGUCUGCCAUUUCAACGACUCUCCUUGCAUCUCAAGGUUUCCUAGAAGCAUGCAUCGAGUAUCUGGUUCUCCAUGUACCAGAGUGUGAUCUUCCUGAACGUUUCCUACCGGAAGUCAAUUCCUCCAACUCUUUUAUUACUUCAGUACAUGUUGGAACUGAUGAUCUGAAAACGCGGUGGGUCGCAGAUAAGGCGACCAAAGAGGCUGGUUGGCCUGUUCACGUCGUUCAGGAAUGUCUAUCGGAUUCGAGGUUGAUGAAUUCUUGGGAUCUUCUUGUUGCUGCUUUGGGCCAGAGGCUUAUUGGUGAAGAUAUUACGAGCCUAUUCGAUGAGAACAAGGCAUUAUUACCUUACGAGAUCGACCUGCAAGACGUAGAGGAUCUCGGUGGCCAUGUUGACGAUCACCAGCUCGUCCUACCUCUCUUUACUGCACCAAUUCAGUUGCACAUUCUAUACUCUGCUAAAGAGUUUCCUCGUCAAGAUUAUAUGCCGAUGUAUCUGACAUCCUCCAAAGUCCCCGCGUAUGUUCGCCUUCAUAUGUUAUCCCUACUCUUAUGUUCGGGCGAGCUGGUAGAUGCUGGCGGAGGCUUCUGCGUAACAGCAUUAGCAAUUCUGGAUGAAGAAUGGGCAAAGAUAGAAACCAACGGACCACCCAGUAUAUCUACAGUUUUCCAGCACUUCUCGCGGCGUUCAGAAGUUGCAUCGCAUCUAGAGCUAGAGGAUGUUCCUAUCGGACAGGUUACUGGUCGAAGAAGAGGCAAUCAUAACUCUCAGGACCGGAGGACUGCUCAGAAAAUCAAAGAGGAAUAUGAAGGCCUGCGGAAGACAAAGAAAGCACAAUAUGAGGAUAUCAUGGCUAUUAGACAAAAGUUGCCAGCUUUUGCUUCUAAGCAUGACUUCCUCAAAGAGUUGGAAGAUAAUCGUGUCGUCCUCGUAGUAGGAGAAACAGGCUGUGGAAAGACUACGCAAUUGCCACAGUUCGUUUUGGAUUCUCUCAUCGACUCUAAUCGGGGAAAGACAGCGUCUAUUGUCAUUACCCAACCUAGACGUAUAUCUGCGAUCGGUGUAGCAUCUCGUGUAUCUAAUGAGCGCCUUGACGACGGUUCAGUAGGAUAUGCUAUCCGUGGCGAAAGCACCAGAACACAAGAGACCAAGCUCUUGUUCUGCACCACGGGUGUGGUUCUUCGACGCCUCAGCUCCGGCGACAAGCUGAAAGACGUUUCGCAUAUCAUUGUUGACGAGGUACACGAACGAUCGGUCGACGGCGACUUCUUGCUUCUCGAAUUGAAGGAGCUUUUGACGGAAAAUAAGACCCUCAAGGUCGUUCUCAUGUCUGCCACUAUCAAUCAUGAGACGUUUAUCAGCUACUUCGAUGGUGCCCCCCUAAUAACCAUCCCCGGGUUCACACACCCAGUAACCGAUCUGUACUUGGAGGACGUUAUUUCGUUGAUAGACUAUCGCCCGUCAGCUGUCAAGCCAGCGCAAAAGGAGUGUCGAGAAGAACGGGAAGCUUUCCGUGCUGGGUACGUAUCCAUCGGAUUGAGUGACGAGUGCAUUACUGCCCUACAAAAUGUCACGCGGGCGAACGUCAUCGAUUAUAAGAUGCUUGCGGCAGUAGUCAAACACAUUGUCACCAUAUCAAAGACUCGUGGGGGGAUUCUCAUUUUCCUUCCGGGUGUGCAAGAAAUUCGACAGUGUAUGGACAUGGUAAAAGGCGUAUUGCCGUCGAGUGUUCCCGCGGACAUUUUGCCCCUCCACGCAAAUCUGUCAAGCGAGGAACAACGGCGCGUAUUCAUGAAGACCACCAAGUGGAAAAUCAUAGCUGCUACUAAUGUCGCGGAAACCUCUAUCACUAUCGAUGACGUGAUAUGCGUUGUGGACUCUGGCAAGGUCAAGCAGACUCAGUACGACGGGGAUUCAGGUAUUUCUCAUUUGGUGGAGACAUGGGUUACCUUGGCAGAGGCAAGACAGCGUCGGGGUCGCGCAGGUCGAACCCAGCCAGGCACAUGCUACAAACUAUACACCAGGAAACAGGAAUCGAAAAUGGGCAAGUUCGUUGUACCAGAAAUAUUGCGUGUUCCACUCGAAAAUAUUUUACUUGCCGUCAAAGUAACAAGGGAGGACGAAGAUGUCAGACAUUUCCUAAGAAAGGCCAUCUCCCCUCCUGACGUCAGUUCAAUGGAUACAGCUUGGGCGACAUUGGAAAACCUAGGGGCGAUGGACGGGCAAGGCAGACUGACAGCGCUAGGACGGCAUCUUUCGCUACUUCCAGUAGAUUUGCGAUUAGCCAAAAUGCUUGUUCUCGGCACGAUCUUUCGGUGCCUUGGGCCGGUACUCACCAUCGUGGCAUGUCUAUCAUCAAAACCACUGUUUGUUAGUCCGCUAGAAAAACGCAAAGAAGCCUCGCGGGCCCGGGCGCGUUUUUGUGAAGGAAAUAGUGAUCUUCUGACAGAUCUCAGAGCCUAUGACGAGUGUAUGCGGCUGCAAGCUGAAGGAAGAUCGUCAGGCGAAAUUCGUCGAUUUUGCGAAGCAAAUUUUUUAUUAGCGAGCACUAUCCGCGAAAUUUCUAACCUCCGAAACGAUUUUCUUUCUUGCCUUAUAUCCAUUGGUUUCAUCCCUCUACACUCCAAAUCGUCGUCGUCGUCCAUCAAUAUUAACAGCGAAAAUACAAACCUCCUCAAAGCGGUCAUCCUAGGCGGCCUGUGGCCCAGAGUCGCUCAUGUCGAUUUGCCUCUGUCGGCAAGGAAAUAUGACAGGGUCCAAGGUGGAACGGUUCAGAGAGAAAACAAGGCCAAGGAGUUUAAAAUCUACGAUCUCAGGAACGAAAGGGUGUUUUUACACCCUGCCAGUGUUCUUUUCGAUUUUUCGGCGUGGAGGUCGCAAUAUGUAGUAUUCUUUACUAAGGUCAAGACAAGCAAAGUCUUUCUGAGGGACGCGACAGAGGUCCCAUUAUAUGCAAUGCUUCUGUUCGGCGGAACGGUGUCAGUUAACCAAAUUGCAGGAGGAAUAAGCAUCGAUGGAAAUGAAGGCGUAGUGAAGCUCAAAGGAUGGCCACGAAUAGGCAUACUUGUUAAUCACUUACGCCGUCUCCUUGACGCCCAGUUGCUGUGUAGCAUCGAGGAAAGUAUGAUUGUAGGACAAGGACCUAAUAAUCCUGUCAUUGAGGCAAUGCUUGCGUUGCUAGCUCAUGAUGGUCUGAGUGAGUGAAGAAGGUGAUGUCUAGAUGUGAUAUUAUACAUGUUUCUCCAAUUGGGAGUAUAUAUUGUACAUGUGUAGGCGCAGGCUGAGACACAGGUUAUAGAGACUUGUGCAACAAAAAUGAGGGUUGCGUGUUUUC